Messenger RNA from Micropterus salmoides (largemouth bass), 861 nucleotides. RefSeq names its product CD59 molecule (CD59 blood group) (gene cd59b). The coding region runs from base 149 to 688 and encodes 179 amino acids. The transcript has 4 exons. The record is from RefSeq and is a predicted model, not a curated record. NCBI's taxonomy places the organism in Eukaryota, Metazoa, Chordata, Actinopteri, Centrarchiformes, Centrarchidae.
CUGAGAAGUGACCAUACACACAGCAGAGAUGUGACUAUAGAGGAAUGAAAAGACCUUUUAAAUAGAAGAAAAGCAGUAUACACCAACAGUGUACUACUACACACACUCAGUGAGUCAGCAGCCAAGUGAUUGUUGGAGGAGGAGGAGGAUGUUUGGCCAGACAGGGAGUCUUUGUGGUCCGCUGGACAAAGAGCCGUUCUCUGCGGUCUGCGUCGGGUCACAGUGGAACAGAUCGGACUCAGAACCCAGCCGGACGCUCUGCUGCUCCGACCCGACUCCUUCCCCUGCCUGCUUUCACUCCAGCUUUCCUUCUCGUUUGCAGGGAGACGACAUGAAGCGCCGCCUCGGAUUAUUCCUGCUGGUUUGUUUUGGGAUGCUUCACGUGGGUUCUGGACUUCGCUGCUACAAGUGCUCUGAUUACACGGGCCGCUGUGAGAACGUGCAGGAGUGCACGGACGAGGACUCGUGCAUCUCUCUGAGUGAGAGAGGUGGGAAGACCAUCCGUCAGUGCAUCAGGUACACCUACUGCGAUAACUCCCGCCUCUCCCAGAUGUUCCCGGCGAUCUCCGGCUUCACCUACCGCUGCUGCAGCAGCAACCUGUGCAACUCCGGCAACGCCGUUACCACAGCGACGCCCGUCCUGGCCCUGGCGGGUUCCCUGCUGAGUGUUUGGUGGUGUUGGGUCUGAGCAGCUGCCCGUUACAGUAGUUAACUCAGGUUCUGAGGCGCCCCGGCGUCUCACCUGGUGGAGCCUCACCUGGUGGAGCCUCACCUGGUGGAGCCUCACCUGUCCAGCCUCUGUCUGCAGCUGUCACUGUCCAACACAGGCUGAAAAUAAAUUCACGUUCUGGUGUCUUCCUG